AUGCACAUUUGUUAUAUUUGCGGGUUUUUUUCAUCGUCUCGCAUUUCCGCAUCUAUGGCUCUAUUCACACCGACUAACCAAAAGCGUUUGACAAAUAUUACAAUAGUUCGGCUAAAAAAAGGAGGGGAGCGCUAUGAAAUUGCUUGUUAUCCCAACAAGGUCAGAUCUUGGCGUGACCGAAUUGAAAAUAAACUUGAUGAGGUCCUUCAAUCGCAAGCAAUAUUUGCUAACGUUUCUAAAGGGAAAUUAGCCAAUAAAAAGGAAAUGUAUGAAGCGUUUGGAACAGAAGACGAGUCUAAGAUCGCUGUGUAUAUUCUCGAAAAUGGUGACCUGCAAGUUACAGAAAAGGAGCGAUCUGUUGAAAAUCAAAAUCUUUUUCGUGAUGUUGCAAAGUUUGUCUCUGAACGGUGCCUUAAUACGGAAACUGGACGUGGCUAUCCAGUUACAAUGAUAGAAAAAAUGAUGAAAGAUUGCCACAUAAACCUUAAGUCGAACAAGAGUGCCAAGCAACAGGGUCUCGAAGUAAUUAAAGAAUUGAGAGCAAAUGCUGGCUUCAAAAUUGCACCAGCAUUACUCGAAAUCGUCUUGACAAUAGAUAAGGACUAUUUUAACGAGGUCCGGGACUCAAUUUUGGAACUUAUUGAUCAAGUAAUUAGGACGGACUCAUUCGAUGGAUCUUGCGAGCUUGUAAGAAUCACUAAAAUGUAUUUACGCAGUUGA
Molecule: messenger RNA, 720 nt
Organism: Protopolystoma xenopodis
Lineage: Eukaryota; Metazoa; Platyhelminthes; Monogenea; Polystomatidea; Polystomatidae
Source: the annotation of a GenBank genome assembly